Messenger RNA from Paraglomus brasilianum, 1443 nucleotides. Lineage: Eukaryota; Fungi; Glomeromycota; Glomeromycetes; Paraglomerales; Paraglomeraceae. The record is from the annotation of a GenBank genome assembly.
AUGAGUACUUCAGAAAGCAACAAACAUGAUACUGCUACCAACCAAAACAGCGAGAGUACUUUCACAAAUCCCUCUACCCCACAAGAUGACAAAAUAACAGUCUCAACCAGCACUCUUUCCAGACGUAUAAGUGACCCGCUAACCACAAAAAGAGACGCUGAAUCCUCUUUCAUUACUACUCCUACCACCACAUCUCCCACACGUCCCGCAGCCAACGUAAUUUCCACAGUUCUUUCGCAAAGUCCCACCACUGCUCUUACUGCUGCGUCUAUGCGGGCUACUUCUGCCGGCUCUCGCCGUGUGAGACGAAACUGGUGGGGAUACAUUACGUCAAGUUUCAGAUCCAUUUCGAGAAGUUCAAAGUUAUUGUUGAUUCUGGGUCUAAUUAUGACAAUAAUACAGAUUGUUGUGACAACCGUUGUCCUUAUUAUCUCGCGUAGUCAAGAUUGCGACAAACCACUGAAAGAAUUUCUUAUACUAUACGUAAUCCGUGUUAUAAUAGCAUGCCCUGUAAAUUUAUAUUUGACAUUGAAUCCGAGAGAUAAUAAUACACGUUCUGACCAAAGCAAUGCUGCUAGACGAGAGCGGUGGGUUGAUAAGCUGAAGUCUUUUCUAGAUCUUUUUGCAACUCUUUGGUUUAUAAUCGGCAACUACUUCCUAUUUACUACAGACCUAUGUCGAAGAACUGCUCCCGCAGUAUUUUGGCUAUCUCUUGCAUGGGUUAUACUCGGUUACAUUAUAAUUACAAUUCCAAUACUUCUUUGUCUAGCAGUAAUUUUCUGUCUGCCAUGCGUACUAGUUGCAAUGAGAAUUCUUCAUGUAAGCGAUGCAGUUGGAAUGGGUGGGGCUAGCGAAGAUGCAAUCUCAAAAAUUCCCACAGUCAAGUAUAAAGCCCCAGCAGGCGGUGGCGGUGAAGGAGAAAAUGACGCUCAAAGACUGCAGAUAACUAGUGCCGAUGAAACAACAGUUUCUAUAGUAGAUAAUAUUGUGCCUGCUGACGAGUCUGCUACAGGACCUAGACCCUCUACACCAAAGAAAAAGAAAAAAUUCAUAUUCUUUAAGAAAAACAAAACGUCGUCUAUUCCAUUAUCUUCGUCCACUCCGACAUAUCUUACUAUCAGUAAUCCCGAUGACGCAGUGUGUUCUAUUUGUUUAUCAUCAUAUGAAGAAGAUGAAGAAUUACGGCACUUGUGGUGUGGACAUCAUUUUCAUAAAGAUUGUGUUGAUGAGUGGCUAAGGUUGAACAGGCGAUGUCCAAUGUGCCGAUUAGAUAUUGUUGAGACAUUACAGGAACGCAGUGGGAAAAAGAAUAGAAAUGACAGGGAUAGACAUAGUUCUGAAGAUACGGCAGAAGGAAGUGGGACUAACGGUAGUAGUAAUAAUGUAGCAGACAUGAAUGGAGCAGGUGUUGGGACGGGAGAAAAUGGCGAAACUUCGGUAUAG